Impatiens glandulifera is the source of this 525-nucleotide messenger RNA. RefSeq lists its product as uncharacterized. Lineage: Eukaryota; Viridiplantae; Streptophyta; Magnoliopsida; Ericales; Balsaminaceae. The record is from RefSeq and is a predicted model, not a curated record. The coding region runs from base 1 to 525 and encodes 174 amino acids. The transcript has a single exon.
AUGGAACCCUACUAUAACUCAUCUUCAUCUACAACAUCAUCUUCAUCAUCUCUCCUUUCAUUCUCCAUACAAAAACGAAAAACCAACAUCAUCCCAAAUUACACCACUUCGUUACAUUCCGUCCGUAAAUCUCAGCCGCCGACAAAAAUUACGAAAAAACCAAUAGCUCCUUUGCCGCCAACUCCACCGCGAGUGUAUCUAAUCGAGCCGGUGAACUUCAAGGAACUCGUGCAGCAGUUGACGGCGGCGCCGGAGUUUCAGAAUUCAUCUCGGCUUCAGAAACUGGCACCACCUCCGGUUGUCGUAGCUGUGCCUGAUCAACAAAUGAAUAAUAUGAACCGGGUUCAGUUGCCGAGUCAUAGGAGUCCAUGUUCGGCGGUUGAGGCGUUUGAACCGUCGUCGUCGAUGAUGAAGUGUUCUCCGUCUGGUUGGUUUGCUAAUUUGUUGUCGCCGUCUUCAAAUGGGUGGUUCUCGUCUUUUCCGAUUUUGAGUCCGGGAACUAUUUCUGCAUUUGAAUUUAAUUAA